Eutrema salsugineum is the source of this 1221-nucleotide messenger RNA. Its product is annotated as WAT1-related protein At5g07050. The coding region runs from base 1 to 1221 and encodes 406 amino acids. The record is from RefSeq and is a predicted model, not a curated record. NCBI's taxonomy places the organism in Eukaryota, Viridiplantae, Streptophyta, Magnoliopsida, Brassicales, Brassicaceae. The transcript is spliced from 7 exons. Gene Ontology annotation, cellular component: plasma membrane. Gene Ontology annotation, molecular function: transmembrane transporter activity.
AUGUCGAUGGAGAACCUUAGUUGCUGUGAAAGCUUCCUCAAAAGCUCUAAACCCUACUUCGCCAUGGUAUCUCUCCAAUUUGGCUACGCCGGCAUGAACAUAAUUACCAAAAUAUCCCUCAACACCGGUAUGAGCCACUACGUCCUUGUUGUCUACCGCCAUGCAAUCGCCACCGCCGUUAUUGCCCCCUUCGCUUUCUUCUUCGAAAGGAAAGCUCAGCCGAAAAUAACAUUCACCAUUUUUGUGCAACUAUUUAUUCUCGGCCUUCUCGGGCCAGUGAUUGAUCAAAACUUCUACUACGUGGGGUUGAAAUAUACGUCGCCAACGUUCUCGUGCGCCAUGAGUAACAUGCUUCCAGCCAUGACCUUCAUCUUGGCCGUAUUAUUCCGGAUGGAGAUGUUGGACGUGAAGAAACUCUGGUGCCAGGCGAAAAUAGCCGGAACGGUGGUGACGGUGGCCGGAGCCAUGUUAAUGACAAUUUACAAAGGACCCAUCGUUGAGCUGUUUUGGACCAAAUAUAUGCAUCUACAACAUGCUAACGACACGACGUCGUCUAACAAUCCAAAUGAUAGUAAGGAUUUUCUCAAAGGCUCCAUCCUCCUCAUCUUGGCUACACUCGCAUGGGCCUCCCUCUUCGUUCUACAGGCAAACAUACUAAAGACGUACGCGAAGCAUCAGAUUUCUCUAACCACACUCAUUUGCUUCAUCGGAACACUUCAAGCAGUUGUUGUGACAUUUGCCAUGGAACACAACCCAUCUGCUUGGAGAAUUGGCUGGGACAUGAACCUCCUUGCCGCCGCUUACUCUGGGAUUGUGGCAUCAAGUAUCUCAUACUAUGUGCAAGGGGUAGUGAUGAAGAAAAAAGGACCUGUGUUUGCUACUGCGUUUAGUCCUUUAAUGAUGGUUAUUGUUGCAAUCAUGGGUUCUUUUGUCUUGGCAGAAAAGAUCUACCUUGGAGGGGUGAUUGGAGCCGUACUGAUUGUGAUUGGACUGUAUGCGGUUUUAUGGGGAAAGAAAAAGGAGAGUCAAGUGGUUAACUGUGAGAUUUCAGAACCCACAAAGAAUAUUGGCUCAAGUUGUAAAGUAACUGAGGAUGUGGAAGCCAAUAAUGGACUUGAAAUGAAGAAUUCUGAAGUUGACAACAAUUCUACGCUGUCCACGAUUGUAAUCAGCUCUCCAACAUCGGAAAACCCUUUGAAGAGAACUAUCCAAGAGCCAUGA